Penaeus monodon (black tiger shrimp) is the source of this 1104-nucleotide messenger RNA. RefSeq lists its product as uncharacterized. Gene Ontology annotation, cellular component: mitochondrion. The transcript has 4 exons. Gene Ontology annotation, molecular function: glycine N-acyltransferase activity. NCBI's taxonomy places the organism in Eukaryota, Metazoa, Arthropoda, Malacostraca, Decapoda, Penaeidae. The record is from RefSeq and is a predicted model, not a curated record.
GUCCGAGAGGUAACAGGUGUGAAACAGCGUCGCAUAAGUUUACUUAAACUACGAUCUUUACCACUCAAGCAAACUGUUAUAUAACACCCGUGUGUUAUACUGUGAACAACCUUAUUCGUCAGCACUGGUUUUCAUUUAACAGCUGAAAAGGGAUAAUCAACGAGCUCGAAAAGAAUGGAGAAAGAGCCUUUCGUUGUCGUGACGGAGAAUCUAGCUGCUCUCGCCCAACGGAUCAAGGACGAUCUCCCCUUCUCAGCUUCCGUCCAUAACAGCAUACUCAUACACGCGCGAGGUCAUGCUGAGAAUAACUCUUUCUACACACUGUCAAAGCACCCAAACGCUCACGUGGUGUUGCGGCUAGACCAGGCCAGAAAAAAUAUUGCGCUGCAUUGCCGAACGACUGAGCUCGACCUUCUGGCGGAGGCGCUGAAGAAGACGCAGCUGCUAGACUGGCGGUCAGUGCUGAUAUUUUUCCACGUGCCCGACUACAUACAGGAGACACUGCAGGAGUUGUCAAAAACUCGGUCGGGGAAAGAACUCAGGAAACAGGAGGCCAUCGCCUUUACAUACCAUCGGGUCACGCCGGAGGAACCUUUGAAGUGCAAGGCAGGCUGGCGGGUCUGCCGUCUGGGGCGAGAGGGCGUGCGCCACAUGCUGGAAACGAGCAAAUACCAAUCGAACUCCCCCGUCGAGCCCAUGCUGAACUUUCUCCGGUCUUCUCCUUCGGCCGGCGUAUACAAGGACCCCGACGUCCAGGCAGACACGGCCAUCGACGUGGCCAGUCUGCCCUUCGGCGACGACCAGGAGAGGCCCAUAGCAUGGAUCACGACCUCGGCAUACGGCAACCUGGGCGACCUGAUGACGGCGGAGGAGCACCGUGGACGGGGCCUGGGCAGCCUCGUGACCCAGGUGGCGGCGAGGAUGAUGGACACCCAGGGUUACGUCCCCGUCGUCUACGUUGAUCCAGACAACGUUCCGUCGCUGGGAAUGUUCUCGAAGUUGGCCGGGUGGAAGGAGGGUCACUGCGCCGCCUGGAUGCUGCACUUCCCGGGCAGGUUGGGUGAGAGGCCGCAGUGACAGAGCUCUGGUGCUUAAGGCCAGUAG